GUUUUUCCUUUAUAAUUUACUCUCCUCUCUUUUUUUUAAUAUAUAAAUUGAUUUUUAUGCUAUUCAUUUUGUUUUUUUGGGUUCCGACACAAUAUGAACAAUAUCACCACAGAUCUUCAAACGGCGGCCAAAAGGAAUUUGAGUGCACUCACUGCAUAAGGCUCCACCACCAUCCAUUAUCCAACAAAAAUAUAGAAAAAACAAUGCCAAAAUAGUGAAAUUAUUGCCCUUUAAUUCAUUCACCUCGUGUGUUUGACUAGAGUGGUUGAUAUUGGACAAAGCUCAAUUGACCCCACAGGGGAAAAACACAUUCAUCAACUGUUCCUCUCAAAAGUAGUGUGAAAUCACUCCGCCAAUCUUUGGUUCAUAUUUCAACAUUCUUUCUAAUUCAUAGAAUGUUAAAAAUGUCUCAAAGUGGCUUUAGAUGACAAGCCACUAUAGGAUGAUUUCGGCAGUCACAAUUCUGUCCUCAUCUAAUUAUUACUUUUUAGGAGUUUGCUUAGACCUGUAAUUACUAAUUACCAGUGCUUGAGCAUGAAAUAGUUGACUCAGUUUGCCCAUAUCAAAACAGAGUUAUACCUUCGUUAUGGAUCAUUGUUGACCAAGUGUGUAGUGCUGCUUUAUUCACUCUUCAUGAUGGAGAUUUCAUCACGUUGGAAAAAUUUGAAGCCUAUAUAAUACAUGAAAGGAUGCCUCAAGUUGGGAAAGCGAGGUUCAGAAACAAACAGGGAGAAUGGUGAGGGCUCCUUGCUGUGAGAAGAUGGGCCAAAACAAGGGGCCAUGGACGCCGGAGGAGGACAAGGUUUUGGUAGAUUACAUACAGAGAUAUGGCCAUGGAAAUUGGAGAGCCCUACCUAAACUAGCUGGGCUUUUGAGGUGCGGAAAGAGUUGCAGGCUCCGGUGGGUGAACUACCUGAAGCCGGAUAUCAAACGAGGAAACUUCACCAAGGAGGAAGAAGACACGAUCAUCAGAUUGCACCAACAGCUAGGGAACAGGUGGUCAGCAAUUGCUGCGAGUCUGCCUGGUAGAACAGACAACGAGAUCAAGAACGUAUGGAACACUCACUUGAAGAAGCUGAUGGACCCUGAGACUGCACGGAUAGAGCCGACGAAGAAGAGGAGGAAGAAGAAAGGUGACUCAGCAAUGUCAGUGUUUGCUGAUCAAUCUCAGAUCAGCGAGAGCAGUCUGGAUGCUAGAGAAGAAAGCUCUAGUUCUGAGAUCGAUGAGAGAUUUUGGUUGGAUGUGUUGUCGAUUUCCGACGGCUCUGAGUCAUCGAUGAACUCAACGAUGGUAGAACUCCACCCUCCGACUAGCAACACGACCAGUUCAGUUGCCAUGGCACUGAUGAAUUGGAACGACAACGAUGAUGAUAUGGAAUUUUGGCGAGAACUCUCCAAGGGGAUUGGGGACUGGAUGGAAUUCUCACACGUUUAGUUCAUGUGGAGGAUCCACAAAGCCAUCAUUUGUUGAAAGAAUUCAUACAUAUUUUGAGUUGGAGGUUUCAGAGUUUAUGGUAAAGCUCACUGAUAAGGCAGAAUUUUUUUUCCGUGAUAUAAUUGAAUCUGUAUAGAUUAACAACCAUCUGAGUAAUCUCGUUGGGAGUUAUUCCGACGAGGUUCCUCUGACGCCUAAGUCAUCAUAGAUGUUCAAAGAAAUGGAGAAAAUAGAAGAGGAAGAGAAUUAAGGUUCGGGUUAGUGUAUGCAUACCAUCCUACCCUUUUAUAGGGAAUUUUAUAAUAAGAUUUAUUUUUCUUUACCGAUA
Messenger RNA from Zingiber officinale, 1763 nucleotides. Its product is annotated as transcription factor MYB4-like. The transcript has 3 exons. NCBI's taxonomy places the organism in Eukaryota, Viridiplantae, Streptophyta, Magnoliopsida, Zingiberales, Zingiberaceae. The coding region runs from base 734 to 1435 and encodes 233 amino acids. The record is from RefSeq and is a predicted model, not a curated record.